This is a messenger RNA of Nematolebias whitei (Rio pearlfish), 3654 nucleotides long. RefSeq names its product myosin binding protein Ca (gene mybpc2a). Bases 68 to 3418 code for a protein of 1116 amino acids. NCBI's taxonomy places the organism in Eukaryota, Metazoa, Chordata, Actinopteri, Cyprinodontiformes, Rivulidae. The transcript is spliced from 29 exons. Gene Ontology annotation, molecular function: protein binding. The record is from RefSeq and is a predicted model, not a curated record.
GGCAGCUCCACUGGGAGGCUGGAAGGAAGAAACACAGUCAGAGGAAUCCCCGUAAACAGGCCCAGACAUGCCUGAGCCCCAGAAGACAGAAGCCGAGGGCGACAAGGCUGCAGCGCCCCCUGCUGAGAAAACGGAACCAGGAGAGCUGUCGGAGCUGUCCGGUCUGUUCGUCGUGAAGCCGGAGAGUGUCACUGCUACGAAAGGGAGGGACAUUACGUUUGUGGCUAAAGUGGACUCAUCCAGCCUGCCGAGGAAGCCGGCGAUGAAAUGGUUGAAGGGGAAGUGGCUCGACCUGGCGAGCAAGGCUGGAAAACACAUCCAGUUUAAAGAGUCUUAUGACAGAGACACCAAGAUCUACUCUUACGAGAUGAGCAUCAUCAAAGUGGUGGACGGAGACGCAGGUGGCUACCGCUGCGAGGUCACCUCCAAAGACAAGUGCGACAGCUGCACGUUCGAAGUCUCCGUGCAAGCUGCACAAGAGGACCAGCAGGACAACAUCUUGGAGGCUUUUAAGCGAUCCGGUGAUGCAGAUGAGGAUGCUGGUGACCUAGACUUCAGUGUGUUGCUUAAAAAAAGGAAGGAGAAGAAACAGCAGGAGCCGAAAGAGGAAGUGGAUGUUUGGGAAAUCCUAAAGGCAGCCAAGCCCUGCGACUACGAGAAGAUUGCCUUUCAGUACGGCAUCACGGACCUGAGGGGCAUGCUGAAGAGGCUGAAGAAGAUGAAGGCGGAGCAGAAGAAGAGUGACGCUUUCCUGACCAAGCUGGAUUCGGCCUACUCUGUGGAAAAGGGGAAGAAGAUCCAGCUGACAGUGGAGUUGGCUGACCCCACAGCUUCAGUCAAGUGGCUCAAAAACGGGCAGGAAAUCAAACCAUCGGCCAAGUAUGUGUUUGAGAGCGUGGGCAACAAGCGGUCACUCACCAUCAACAAGUGCAACCUGUCGGAUGACGCGGCGUACGAGUGCGUCGUCGAGGAGGAGAGGUGCUUCACGGAGGUUUUUGUCAAAGAGCCUCCGGUCACCAUCACUAAGCCCCUGGACGACGUCCACACCGUGGUGGGGGAGAAGGUGGAGUUUGAGGUGGAGGUGUCAGAAGAAGGAGCCAACGUUAAAUGGAUGAAAGAUGGAGUGGAGCUGAACCGAGACACGGCCGGUUCAAAGUACCGGCUGAAAAAAGACGGGCUGAGACACAUUUUGAUCAUAAAUGAAGCCACUAAGGAGGACAUGGGGACGUACUACGCUUUCACCAACGGUGGCGACUCGAAGGCAGAGCUGGAGGUCGAAGAUAAGGAGCUGGAGAUCCUGCAGAGCAUGGCAGACCUGACGGUUAAGGCGGAGGAGCAGGCUGUGUUUAAGUGCGAGGUGUCUGAUGAAAACGUUACAGGAAAAUGGUUCAAGGACGGUGUGGAAGUCCAGGCCAGCGAUCGGAUCAAAAUAUCUCACAUUGGAAGGACACACAAGCUGACGAUUGACGACGUGAAGCCUUCAGACGCUGGAGAUUACACGUUCGUCCCAGACGGUUACGCGUUGACCCUUUCUGCAAAACUGAACUUUCUGGAGAUCAAGAUUGAAUAUGUUCCCAUAGAAGAUCCUCCUAAAAUUCACAUGAAUACUGACGGCAACAAGAACACCAUCAUGGUGGUGGCUGGAAACAAGCUUCGCUUCGACGUGGAGAUCACCGGAGAGCCGGCGCCCGAAGUGCGCUGGAUGAGAGGAGACCAGGUGGUCUCUGAGGAUGAGGGACGGGUACGCGUGGAGACGGAGAAGACCGUGAGCAGCUUUGUGAUAGAGGGGGCGGUGAGAGACGACGAGGGGACCUACACCAUCUCUGUGAUCAACCCUGCAGGCGAGGACACGGCGGACCUCUUCAUCAAAGUCGUGGAUGUGCCCAACCCUCCUGAGAAUGCAAAGUGCACAUCAGUUGGCGAGGACUCUGCCACGAUCACAUGGGACCCUCCAUCGUUUGACGGUGGACUUCCUGUUAAAGGGUAUCUGAUGGAGAGGAAGAAGGUCGGCUCGUCCAGGUGGACCAAACUGAACUUUGAUGUUUAUGAGUCCACCACAUAUGAGGCGAAGAAGAUGAUUGAAGGUGUGCUUUAUGAGAUGAGGGUGUUCGCUGUGAACAGCAUUGGCGUCUCUCAGCCCUGCGCAAACUCCAAGCCCUUCAUGCCCAUCGCCCCCACCAGCGAGCCCACUCGCCUCGUGGUGGAAGACGUGACGGACACGACCUGCGCACUCAAGUGGCGACCACCAGACAAAAUUGGAGCGGGCGGCAUUGAUGGCUACAUCAUCGAGUAUUGUAAGGAUGGAGGAGACCAGUGGAUUCAGGCCAACAAGGAGCCUGUGGAGAUGAACCAGUACAGGGUCAAAGGUCUCCCAGUGGGGGAGAAGAUGCUGUUCAGAGUGGUGGCCAUAAACAUUGCUGGUCGCAGCCCGCCCGCCACUCUGUCUCAGGCUGUCACCAUCAAGGAGAUCAUGGAAAAUCCAAAGAUCUGUCUUCCUCGCAACCUGAGAACAAAACUCAUCACUACUGUGGGUGAGAAGGUGAACCUGGUCAUCCCGUUCCAGGGAAAGCCCCGUCCCGUCGUGACCUGGUCGAAGGACGGCGUCCUCAUGGAGGACAAGACUGUGGGGACCCGUACCAGUGAUGUGGACACCGUCCUCUUCAUCCGCUCUGCAGAGAGAAGACACUCCGGAGCGUACACUCUGUCUGUGCAGAUCGAGAACAUGGCUGACAGCGCUGACAUCCACAUCCAGGUCGUAGAGAAGCCCGGCCCGCCCAUCGACGUGCGCGUCACUGACGUCUGGGGCUUCAACGCCGCGCUGGAGUGGAAGCCGCCCAAAGACGACGGCAACUGCGAGCUCAUCGGCUACACCGUGCAGAAACGAGACCUGAAGACAAAGGAGUGGUUCACGGUGCUCGAGCACAACCGCAGGCCCAGCUGCACCGUGUCCGACCUGAUCAUGGGCAACGAGUACCGUUUCCAGGUGUUCAGUGAAAACAUCUGUGGCCUCAGCGACCAACCCGGAGUCAGCAAGAACACGGCCGUCAUCAUGAAAACAGGUCAGAUGUUUGCUCCUAAACCGUUCAAAGAGAAGGACAUGAGCCUCUCCCCCAAAUUCACCGCUCCUCUGGUGGACAGAAGUGUGGUCGCAGGCUACUCUGCAGCCAUCAGCUGUGCUGUUCGUGGAUACCCGAAGCCCAAGAUCAUCUGGAUGAAGAACAGCAUGGCCAUCGACGGAGACCCCAAGUUCCUGAUGCAGAACAACCAGGGCGUGCUGACUCUGAACAUCCGCAAGCCGAGCCUGUUUGACGGGGGCCGGUACUCCUGCAGGGCCGUCAACGAGCUCGGGCAGGACGAGGUGGAGUGCAGGCUGGAUGUUCGAGUUCACCAAGAGAAAGCAGAAGAGCCGAAGAAAUGAACGCAACAGCCGAGGAUGUAGCUGAUCAGUAAUGGAUGCUGUAGAACGGAAUGGUCACGAAUGAAUAUGAUCAGAAUAGAUGGCCGCUCAUCUGCAAACAAUUGUUUGAUGAAUCAGUAAUGUGCCAUAAAUUCUUCCAGCGAACUGCACCUUGUUCCACCCGUCCUGCAUGCAGCCGGACCCCCUGCUGUGACCUCACACAGGCGGGUACUUCCUGUCUGUGGACCUGUCGCUGA